Molecule: messenger RNA, 766 nt
Organism: Nelumbo nucifera (sacred lotus)
Lineage: Eukaryota; Viridiplantae; Streptophyta; Magnoliopsida; Proteales; Nelumbonaceae
Product: Signal recognition particle, SRP9/SRP14 subunit
Biological process (GO): SRP-dependent cotranslational protein targeting to membrane
Cellular component (GO): signal recognition particle, endoplasmic reticulum targeting
Molecular function (GO): endoplasmic reticulum signal sequence receptor activity; 7S RNA binding
Source: RefSeq, a predicted model, not a curated record
GAUUAGCGGGUCAAUAUGGUGGGUUCCCUAGCCCAACCCACCCAUUUGCCACCCUACUUUAAGCUCCGUAAGGUCUCAAGCAAGUCAGCACGAGAGAGAGAGAGAGAGCCUUCACUGUUCGCCUUCGCCAUGGUGCUUCUGCAGCCGGACCCGUUUCUUAAUGAGCUCACAAGCAUGUAUGAGCGUACCACAGAGCGUGGCUCUGUCUGGGUCACCUUGAAACGCUCAUCCAUGAAGUCUAAGGCAAAGAGGAAUAAAAUGACAAGUGCGGGUGAAACAAUUGAAUAUCGAUGCCUUGUUCGAGCUACUGAUGGCAAAAAGACCAUCUCCACUGUGAUGGAAUGCCAAUCUAAAUUGGUUUUGUUAUCCUUUGAGUAUAAGCUAUCAGCAAAGGACCAUCUCCGCUUUCAAGCUUCAUAUGCUACAAUUCUGAAGGCACACAUGAGUGCACUAAAGAAGAGGGAGAGGAGGGACAAGAAAAAGGCAGGCGAUGGGCAAACGAAACAAGAAGAUUUGAAGAAGCCUCCCAAAAAGUCUUCCAGUUAACCCAGGUUUAUUCAUUCUCCACCCCUUAGACCUCAUUGGGAUUUCUUUCUUCAGAGGUUCUAACCUACUAUCCAUGAAAUGGGACAAACAUAAUUAUUAUUUUGUCUUUUUUCCUUUUAUGACUGGUUUGAAUGGUGAGGAAGAGAAAACAAAAGGAACUUGUAAAUGACUUUCUAUUUGAUUGAGACAUAUGAAUAUAUAUUUCUUUUCUUGCAUGGAA